Molecule: messenger RNA, 4472 nt
Organism: Gilbertella persicaria
Lineage: Eukaryota; Fungi; Mucoromycota; Mucoromycetes; Mucorales; Choanephoraceae
Exons: 4
Coding region: 80-4402 (1440 amino acids)
Molecular function (GO): protein binding
Source: RefSeq, a predicted model, not a curated record
CAAAUUUCAAGUUCGCGGAAUACGGAUAUGCACCCUUUCUUUCCUUUCCUUCAUAUUUCUUUUUUCUGUAUUUGAUAUCAUGGGUGCUUCCAAUAGUAAAGAAAGAGUAACCCGUAAAAAAAGUAACAAUAAAUUAUCAAAAAUUCAGCCUUCCUUUUUAAAUACCAAUUCGUCUGUCACGGCUACUUCCGCUACAAUUCCUUCAUUCAACAAUAAGCUGCAUGUCAAGUCCAUUGCUAUACGUGUUUGGGUCGCACAAUGUAAACUAUACAGCUUUUUAAGUACUACUGCUUUAAAGAAAGAUAUGGAAGCAGAAGGAUUCCAAGAACUCUUUGAACUACGGAAUCAUAAAGAGGCAUGGUAUCCUUUGGGUUGUUAUUAUUACGAUCAAAAGGACUUUACUCGAGCAUACAAUUAUUUUCACAAACUCCAGAACAGCCAUUCUUUUGCCCAAUACCGUUUAGCCUUGAUGAUAUUUCAUGGUCAGGCACCAGUCUCCGAUUACAGUAAAGCAUUGAAAUAUAUGACAUCGGCAGCUAAACACAACAACCCUUAUGCACAAUAUAUUCUUGGUUUUUAUUAUCAACACGGCGUACUUGUCAAACAUUCAACUGAAACAGCCAAAAUGUGGUACAAGCGAUCGGCAGAGCAAGGAUUUGCGGAGGCUCAAACGGCCAUUGCUAAUUUAUUAAUUAAUGAGUAUCAUAUUUCAUCAUCAUCAUUCAAGGGCCAAGAAGCACUAAACUGGCUAUACAAAGCCAAACUACAGGAAAAUGCAAGUGCAUUAAUUAGUCUUGGUGCCUUGCAUGAAAAUGGCAUUUUAGUCUCUAAAAACCAUACGAAAUCCAUAGCCUAUUACAGACGAGCCAUAAAAGCACCAUUUACACCAUCCCAUGUCGUGCCGCUUGCACAUUACCUGUUAGGCACGCAUUACCUUCAAGGCACCUGUGGUCUAGAGCAAGAUCAUAAACUUGCCCUGCACCAUUUGACACUUGCAGCCAACUUGGGUCACGCUCCUGCUUUGCGCUCACUUGGACACAUGUACACAAGAGGCAUGGGCGUCAAAAAAGACCUGUCUAAAUCUCAUGCAUUUUUUGAACAAGCCGUUUUCCAGGGCAAUGUUCAAUCCAUCAUUGAAGUGGACCAUCUCCCACGGCAUGAAACACAUUACCGAAUCCUGUCGCACUAUGAAAAGGCAGCCGAGUCAGGAUCCUUGUCUGCUCAACUUUGCCUUGCUACCAUCCUACAACAAUCAGGUCAACAUGAAGCUGCCUUUAUUUGGUUUGAAAAAGCAGCUCGAAAUAUGGACGGAAAGACAUACUCUAUUCUCGGUGUGAACACACCCUUUGUUUCUCAACGCUUGGCAGCUCGGUUAAUGGUAGCACGGUACCGUUACAGUGGAUGGGAUGGUGUAGUUACACAGGACCUAUUGUGUGCCUUUGAAGAGUUUCAGAUCUUGUCAGACGCUGGCUACACCGAUGCGCAUUAUUGGCUAGGUGCUUGCUACGAAGAAGGUGCAGUGACCAAGCAAGAUUUAAAAAAGGCAUUUGCACUCUACAUGAAAUCUGCACAAGCCGGGUUCAUGGAUGGUCAAUUCCAGGUGGCUUACAUGCUGACAAAUGGCAUAGGUGUCACAAAAGAUGUCAAGGCAGCACUGCCCUGGUUUACAAAAGCAGCCGAACAAGGUCAUUCAACUGCCCAGUACAGUCUGGGUUUGUACUAUGAACAUGGACUUGAGAUCGUACCUCGGGAUUUGACAAUAGCAGAAAAAUGGUACACAGAAGCUGCCCAGUCAUCCACUGCUGCCAUGGUGCGUUUGGCCAAUGUCUUGAUACAAUCAAAUCAAGUACAAGAUGCUGUGAUAUGGCUUUCAAGAGCAGCUGAAAAAGGAGACGUACUUGCAUUGCGUGAAUUAGCAACAUUGUAUAGAGACAGCUUGCUUUUUAGCACUGAUGAUGAUAGCCAGAUAGUAUUGGAACAAUAUAAAUCAGCAUUCAAGUAUUAUCAACUAGCAGCCGAAAAAGAAGACCCACUUUCUCUCCAAGCCUUGUCAAAAUUUUACGAAGGCAUAUACAAUAUGGGAGACCAACAUAUGGUUGUGCUUGUUGAUUUAGACAUGGCCAUUUCAUGUCUGAGAAAAUCAAUAGCGCUAGAGAACACAGCUGCUGCUUUAGAUUUGGCAGAUUUGUACCAGCGACACAACCAAACAAAUCAAGCAGUAGAAAUUUAUGCUGAUCUUACAAACAAGUUUGCACCUGACUCAGUCAUUGGACAAAUAGCACGCAAAGAGUCCAUUAAACUCAUAGUGUUUAAAAACGAUGUUGAUGAAAACGAACAAAUAAAAGCCUAUUCUUGGCUUAAAGAAUUGAUUAAUGCGUCUAAAAACGAUACAGAAGCUCUAGAACUACUUGGUUAUUGUGCAGAACAGGGUAUAGGGACAAUAGUUGAUAAAGAAGAAGCAAUUCAAUUCUAUAGUGACUGUCUACAUAGUGUCAACCAUGCAGCUACCCCUCCAUAUUCCUGCUUAUACCGUUUAGUCACUUUACAUAUGGAAUCAAAUGAUUUUGAAUCAGCAUAUAAAUACAUGGAAACAUUCAACUCAUUUCUUACUGAAGAAGAUUAUGAUGACAUGAAUCAAAUACGUCGUUUAAAGUAUUAUUGGGGCUAUCUUAUACUUCGUGGCUUUAGUACUAAAAAAGCAGAAGAAGGUCUUGAGUCAUUAUCGACUGCUUCUGAUGAAGGAGAAGGAGAAGCUUCCUAUGAACUUGGCUGCUUUUUACUUUCACAAGAUUAUAUCUCAACAGAAAGUGAUCAAGAAAUACAAAGGCACUUUAGACAAGGUGUUGAAGUAGGCCAUGCUGGUUGUAUGCGAGAACUAGCUCUCCUUUUACUCUCUCAUGAAUUUGAUAAGGCUUUUAUGGAUAAAGAUUAUGAUGGGGGUACAGAAAUCCUAGACUUGUUGACCACUGCUGCUUCUUUAAAUGAUUUAGAUGCCAUUUAUCAUUUGGGCACACUGUAUGAGUCUGGGUUGGGUAGUGUUGUUCCUCAAUCCAAGUUAGAGAAAGCGCUUACCUACUACUUGCAAGCAGGCACAAGGCAUCACGAAUCGGCCAUGAUGAAGGCAGGUGAAUUACUCGGUGGCGCAUUAGGAUGUCAUAAAGAAGCCAUUCAUUGGUUCAAGAAAGCAAGUGAGCAUAAUUUAAUGGCUCAAAUCAUGUUAAUCUCUUAUGAACUUCAAGGAUUUGAUUGUGGUUUAUCAAAAAACAAUGACAACCAUGAUGCUCACCUGUUUACUCUACUCCAAAGCAUUAUUGAUCAGGAGGAAGCUAAAACAGAAAAUGAAAAAGAAGACUUUAGAACAAAGAGACGCAGCGAACUAUGCUCAAGAAAAAAUGGAUUGGGUCAUGCCCACUUUAUCCUUGGACAAUGCUUUGAAUUUGGGCGAGGCACACGCUCUAAUUUGGCCGUGGCCAUAGACACUUAUCAAAAAUCAAUCGCUGUCUGCCAACAUGUUGAUGCUAUGUGGCGAUUAGGGAUGAUUUAUAGUCAUAACAUACAUGAUGACAUCAAGGCACUCGAGUGGUUUAGAAGAGCAACAGAAGUCGGACGACACCGAGAUUCACGCUACCAACUGGGUCUUUUUCAUAUGUACGGGCACGGUGGACUUGAUAUCAAUAUUACAGUAGCCAAAAAAUAUUUUGCCAAAGCAGCAGAACAAGGUCACCCAUCAGCUACAUAUCAAUUGGCUCGUAUCUUAUGGAGUGUUGAAUCAGACUAUAUUCAUGCAUAUGAACUGUUCGAAAAAGCAGCGCAACAUAAAGUAGCUGGGGCUCUUUGCCAAUUGGGUCAUUUUGCCUAUGCGGGAUUCUAUUUUCAUUCAAUCUGUAUCGUGGAACAAGACCAUCAGAAGGCAUACACGUAUUAUUGUGAGGCGGCACAAUUAGGAGAUCCAAUGGCAGCAUUGAUGGUUGGGAGUUAUUUUGAAGAUCAAGAGGAUUUGAACAGAGCAUUACAGUGGUAUGAAGCUGCUUACCGCUUAGGUGGAGGAGGACUUGCUGAGCUGGCUAUUGGAAAGAUCAAACACCUGAUGUCUGAACUGGACUCUGAACUGCAAGAAGAGGCCAUUGUUUGGUUUGAAAGUGCACAAAAGGACAACUUACUUGAGCAUCAAUCGAUCUUUUCUCCGCAAGUGAUGGUGGCUUUAUAUUAUCUCAAUGGUUGGGGAAAUAAAACGAGAGAUCCAGAAAAGGGAUUUCAAAUGUUACUGGAAAUAGCUCAAAUGGGUGGAACAGAAGCAUUUCUGCCUUUAGCAACUUGCUACCAAGAAGGUGUUGGCACUACUUGUGAUCCAAACAAAGCAUCAAAUUAUUGGGAGAUGGCCGCCGAAGUCGUCUCCGAUUAAAAUCAGUUACGCACAAAUAAAAUGAGGCGCAUUUGAUUCAACUUUGCCAAGCAUAAAAAAGCCUUUUGCU